Messenger RNA from Drosophila arizonae, 704 nucleotides. RefSeq lists its product as uncharacterized. Gene Ontology annotation, molecular function: calcium ion binding. Gene Ontology annotation, biological process: negative regulation of protein sumoylation. The record is from RefSeq and is a predicted model, not a curated record. Lineage: Eukaryota; Metazoa; Arthropoda; Insecta; Diptera; Drosophilidae.
UGUGUAUAAAUAGUGUCGUAAGGUCUGGUUUCAAAACAGAAUCAAAUUUGGAUUAAUCUCAUAGACACGCAUCGUCAGGGAGCAUCUUUUAAUAUGAAAUUCUUUGUUAUUGCCUUUGCUGUGAUCGCAGCUGCUGCGGCUACAUCCAUCUCCUCGGAGUACCUGCCACCUAUCGACAAUAACCUCGAAGUCAUCGCUGAGCCCAUCGACCUACCCGUCGAUCAGGGAGUGCUAACUGAUGAUGGCUACCGUUACAAGACCGUCCGUCGUCUGAAGCUCCGUCAUCGUCGUGAUGUCAACGAGCUGCCCUCCGCCGAGUACCUGCCCCCUGUUGCUGAGGUUGCCCAGGACAUCAGCAUUGCUGCUCCCAUCGAAUCCGCUCCUCUGGCUGAUGAUGGCUACCGUUACAAGACCGUCCGUCGCCUGAAGUACCGCCAGCGUCGUGAUGUUUCCGAGAUUGUCAACGAGUACCUGCCCCCUGUUGAGCAGGCCGUGAUCGAUGUUCCCGCCGAGACUCCCAUCCUUGCCGAUGAUGGUUACCGCUACAAGACUGUCCGUCGUCUUAAGCUCCGUCGCCACUAAAGAUACMCUCCCAAUGAAAUACAGGAACUGAGGUUGCCAACAAAAAACCAGGCUAUGGCAAUCUCAAACGAAGUUAACAUAAGCGUAUUAGUCAAUGAGAAAGAAUUAUUCGAGUACAAAAA